Brenthis ino (lesser marbled fritillary) is the source of this 1953-nucleotide messenger RNA. NCBI's taxonomy places the organism in Eukaryota, Metazoa, Arthropoda, Insecta, Lepidoptera, Nymphalidae. The record is from the annotation of a GenBank genome assembly.
AUGGCAGCCACAGACGGCCAAGUUGUUGUCGCAGCAUGCCGCUGGACAGACGAAGGACACUACCUCAGAGAGUUUGUCGUUAAGAAUCGCCUCCCAAAUGUCGCUAAAAUUAUUAAAGGCCAAUAUGGAGGCCUUGGAGUUCCAACGUUACCAAGUCCUGGACUUCAGAGCACGGCUCUAAUUGUAUCAGCAGGAAAAAGAAAAAAAAUAAUAGCUCAAGCAAUAAAACUUAAAGAAGGUAGACGUAUGGUCAGUGUAGGACCGCGAAUUGCCAUUCCAGAUUCAUAUAAAGGUUAUUUUGAGCUACUAAGUGAGGAAGGUAGAGCCGUUCGAUGUAUAGAACAUGUUUCAGAGUUAGCGAAACGAAAACUGGAAGAUGGAUGUUUAGUAAGGGAGCCCGUUAGAGUUAUAUGUGCUAAGACAGACUUAGAUGGAAAUAUUACUGCUGAUGGAGCGAGAAAUCUACCAGCUGGUGAAGUGAUAAUGCCUAGAGGCGAAACAUUUUUAGGUAAAAAUAAAUAUUUAAAAUGCACUGAUUCUAAAGGGGACACUAUUUUACUCAGUUUGGAUCAAAGAGGAAAAUUUUCUGCUAUUGCUAAAGAAGAGAACAUAAGUGGAGUUCAUACAGCUAAAACAUUAUUGACAAAACGAUUACCUAUCACAGUUAGACUAGUACAUGGGACUCCACCUAGAGGACUGAAAAGUGCAAGCCAUUUUGUUCCAGAAUUAAGGUUAUUGUCUUUAUUUGAAGAGGAUCAUGUUUUUGCGCUACCAUUACAGAAGGAAGGCAAUUCGUUAGUCGCCCUUCCUCUCGCAGCUCCUCUAAAAAUGUUGCGAUGCAAAAAUGAAGAGCAAAUAAAGAACUUCAUGGAAUUCGCCAGACUAAUAGAAAAAUGUAAUAGAUUACUAGUAGACGUAGUAGAUCGGAUACAUGUUUUAGAUGGAAAACUCGGAGAUCCUAAAAGAUUAUUAAAUGCGCCGCUUCACGCACCACCAUUAAUAAAAACAGGUUACUUUUUAAGACGAAGUGCUUCCUCUGAUUCCGCUAACCAACAUAAAUACAUGAACCGCCAUAGUCAUAUCUACAGCAGUCAUAGAGACGAAAACAGUAUUCCUGAUGAGUAUGAUGAAAUAGAUCAAAUAUACGACUACGUAAGAGGUUUUGCUCCUUUGCCCAAAAAUAUUAAAGCGUCUUACUGUAAUGAGCCAACUCGACACGAAUCCGCACCGGCUUCGCCUGCAGCUACGCCUAUCCAUAUGCCCUUAAUUACGGAAAUCAAACCUGAACCUCCCCCCAUAGAAACAAUCCCAACUAAAAAACCUCUUAACCAAAAAGCUGAAAAAAGAACACGUAAAUCAACGGCCACAACAAAAGAAACUCCAAUAACUGUAUACAAAGAAAAAUGUUCUAUAGCACCAGCAGCGAAUUUGCCAAAAUUGUAUAUUAAGAACAGUGUAAACAAUAAUAAGGGUAGGCCAUUACUGAGUCAGAAAAGCCAUUCGCCGACUAAAGAGGCACCUAGUCCAGGAACUAGUCCACUUAGACCUUUAACAAAAGGGGAUUCACCAAUAUUCAAUAUACGAUACAAGAGUCUAUCAAAUAUUCACCAAGCCAUGGAAUUGGAUGGUACAUUGGACUCAAGUCACUCUGGAGGCAGAACUUCAGGUGAUUCUGGAAACGGACCAAAGUUACCAGAAAAAAGAUCUAGGAAGAUAAGCAGACCUAAAUCCUUAACGAAUUUAGUAUGGGAACUAACAGGCUCAAAAGAGAGUACCUACGCUGUAUCUUUAAAUUUUGGUCCACGUUGUCGCAUCAAAAUCGACACGUUCGCGACCGAAAUCAAAAGAUCAGAACGAGAAGAAGACGAACUAGCGAGUUUUAAACUCGUCACACAAUGUAAUAUUCGAUUACUAUCAGAGGUCCCGCACACUGCAGACUUUAUAUGGAGCGUU